This is a messenger RNA of Fomitiporia mediterranea MF3/22, 708 nucleotides long. RefSeq lists its product as uncharacterized. The transcript has a single exon. The record is from RefSeq and is a predicted model, not a curated record. Gene Ontology annotation, biological process: regulation of transcription by RNA polymerase II. The annotation marks the transcript as partial. Gene Ontology annotation, cellular component: Set3 complex. Lineage: Eukaryota; Fungi; Basidiomycota; Agaricomycetes; Hymenochaetales; Hymenochaetaceae.
GACGAAAAGGAUAUAACAGAGAUGCUUCGUAAAGCCAUCAUGUUACGCCGAGCUUUCGAUCCUCAAUCGCGAGAAGAGAGAGUCAACCCAAUCCUCAUGGACAACUUGGCUAGAUCUGACGGACAAGAGCAAAAGCUGCCCUCGGUCUCAGGCGACGUGGUUGUGGAAGUCGUGGAUCGUAUACUUGCACAGAACGAGGAAGAACACCACAUGAACGUACGAUCUCUACUAGCAACUAAGUUCGCGGAACAAACGGAGCUCUUGGCCGAGAAAGUGCAGCGCUUACGGAACGAAUACAUGAUGCUACACGAACGAUGGGUGGCACACUGUACACAUCUCGAUUCGUUAUUCAAGGCGAAUGAUAUGCAGGAAGCCUUGACACAGGCAGGCCGAACAACGCGUCGUUCCGCUGCGACGUUGGGAGACGCGGUUAGAUCUGACCUUGAGAUGGAGCAAAUUAUUGCAAGCCUCGGUAAUGAAGAUCUGACAGACCCCAAUCAUUUGGCGGUUCGCAACGUUGCGAAGAUACCCGACAUGAUCUCUGUUGUGAAGGGCUACGUUGAUCAUAUGUUCGAUGACACAAAUAACGUGGUUGACGAUCCGGAGGCAUUCUACGAUCCGCGAAGUGGUUUCUUCGACUGGACACCCGAAGAAGAGGCUAUUUUCUACGCUAAAUAUGCCGAAUACCCUAAACAAUUUGGAAUCAUC